AUGUAUCAGGAAUGGAUGCCUGGUGUCAUUCCAUAUCUCGAGUCGUGUCCAGAUGUGACUGACCUCAAGAUAGCAGCGUAUCCACCAUGUCCGCACGCACUGGUGUCGCGAUGGACUUGUACUCAUGGACAAAACGUAUUGACACUACCAUCCGAUCUGGUUCAGUUUUUGAAAUGUUCUGAUGGAUUGCUUUUUACAUGGAAUGUAGAGAUUGAGCAUUCAAGUCGCAUAUUGGGUAGAAUGCAUAUCAAAUCACUGGUCGAUAUGAUUCAAAUCGACUCUGCGUUGCUUCCAAGAAGUCUUGAUCGUGUUGAAUAUGUACAGAAUCCAUCUCUUUUUGGAGCAUUUGUGCUAGAUGAAUGUAAAUCUAUGGGUCAAGUGUGUUUAUGCUAUGGAUUUGACACAAUCCUUCCAAACAAUACAAGACCACUUGCACACAAUCCAUCUUUGCCAACAGUCUGGUUUCGAGUAGAAUCAACAUCGGAAUGGGUAUUUGUUGCGUAUUCAUUUACAGCGUAUUUCCGGCUCAUGGUUGCUCAUCUUGGGAUUCUGGGAUGGCAAAUGGGAUACUCUGCUGGUGGACUAUCACCGUUUACAUCUGAUUGGCUAUGUUUUUAUGCUCCAUCGACAGCAAUGUUGCAUCGGCAGCAUCGAGCAUCACAAUCCAUCGUUUUCGAAUACAACACCACACAACAAUCUCGCGCGCCAGAUUUGCAAUUGUCGACUCAAACACGACUGGAAGCAUCUCGAAAUGUACUGGCUCAAGCAGGACUAUACUCGAGAUCUACCGCAUGUAAAAAUGUACACAUGGAUGAGUUGUAUUCAAAUGAUGGAGAUUUGAAAUAUUUGAAAAAACAAGCACCAUUGGAAUGUUCAGACCGACAUGCUAUUGAUUUGGAUAAGCUGCAACAGAUGGUUUUAUUUGUUUGUAAAUAA
Batrachochytrium dendrobatidis JAM81 is the source of this 936-nucleotide messenger RNA. RefSeq lists its product as uncharacterized. Bases 1 to 936 code for a protein of 311 amino acids. The transcript is spliced from 2 exons. NCBI's taxonomy places the organism in Eukaryota, Fungi, Chytridiomycota, Chytridiomycetes, Rhizophydiales. Gene Ontology annotation, biological process: protein polyglutamylation. The record is from RefSeq and is a predicted model, not a curated record.